AGCAAAGGCAUAAUGUGACCUUCCUAAGAAGAGAAACGACACGUGGAACACCCCUGUAUUUUGUCCAUGUUCCCCGCAAAAGGCUGCCUCUAGAUUCUAGAACACUUGCCUGCGGGAAACGGAAUGACACAGAACCAAAGUCAAGCCUGUCUUUUUGACGGCCACCUGCCUGGGCCUCACAGAACCUUCGGAGGACAGUGCCUGUCGGUAAUUUGGGAAGAAAGCUGUUGCUAGGAAACCGAGAGCCGACUCCUGGGCGUGACGUCAUCACAGGGCGCCGGGGUCAAGGAAGGGGAUUUAGGGAGGAGAUUCUCCCCCGCCUAUAAGGUGUUUUCCCAUGAUUCAUCCUUUCUCUUCGCCAUCUUUCCUCCGGCCGGCCGGCAGCUCUCACCAUGAAGGUCGAGCUGUGCAGUUUCAGCGGCUACAAGAUCUACCCCGGACACGGGCGGCGCUACGCCAGGACCGACGGGAAGGUUUUCCAGUUUCUUAAUGCAAAAUGCGAGUCCGCAUUCCUUUCCAAAAGGAAUCCUCGGCAGAUAAACUGGACUGUCCUCUACAGAAGAAAACACAAGAAGGGACAGUCGGAAGAAAUUCAAAAGAAAAGAACCCGCCGUGCAGUCAAAUUCCAGCGGGCUAUCACUGGUGCGUCUCUUGCUGAUAUAAUGGCCAAGAGGAAUCAGAAACCAGAAGUUAGGAAAGCUCAGCGAGAACAGGCUAUCAGGGCUGCCAAGGAAGCAAAAAAGGCUAAGCAGGCGUCCAAGAAGACAGCAAUGGCUGCUGCCAAGGCCCCUACCAAAGCAGCACCUAAACAAAAGAUUGUGAAGCCUGUGAAGGUCUCUGCUCCCCGAGUUGGUGGGAAACGCUAACUUGGUAGAUCAGAGUUUUGAAUAAAGAUCAAUCUCUAACUCUA
Molecule: messenger RNA, 910 nt
Organism: Peromyscus californicus insignis
Lineage: Eukaryota; Metazoa; Chordata; Mammalia; Rodentia; Cricetidae
Gene: Rpl24
Product: ribosomal protein L24
Exons: 6
Coding region: 393-866 (157 amino acids)
Biological process (GO): cytoplasmic translation
Cellular component (GO): cytosolic large ribosomal subunit
Molecular function (GO): mRNA binding; structural constituent of ribosome
Source: RefSeq, a predicted model, not a curated record